Messenger RNA from Cariama cristata (Red-legged seriema), 2621 nucleotides. It is a transcript of the gene CADM2, whose product is annotated as cell adhesion molecule 2. The record is from RefSeq and is a predicted model, not a curated record. The transcript is spliced from 4 exons. NCBI's taxonomy places the organism in Eukaryota, Metazoa, Chordata, Aves, Cariamiformes, Cariamidae. The annotation marks the transcript as partial.
GCCAGAACCAGUGCUGUGGACAAAGGACGGUGGAGAACUACCAGAUCCAGAGAGAAUGGUUGUCAACGGGAGGGUCCUAAGCAUCAGUUUCCUAAACAAAACAGACAAUGGCACAUACCGAUGUGAAGCAAAAAAUCCUAUUGGCCGAAAUAGCACAGAAUAUGUCCUGAUAGUACAUGAUGUUUUCAACACUUUGCUUCCCACUACUGUCAUCCCCUCCCUUACCACUGCAACAGUCACAACCACUGUAGCCUUAACAGCCAGCACAACCACAUCGACAACAGGCAUCAGCACCAGAGAUCCAAACGCUUUGGCUGGACAGACCGGACCUGACCACGCUCUUAUAGGAGGAAUAGUGGCUGUAGUUGUCUUUGUAACACUAUGUUCUAUAAUUCUCCUUGGUCGAUACCUGGCAAGACAUAAAGGAACAUAUUUAACAAACGAAGCAAAAGGAGCUGAAGAUGCACCUGAUGCCGACACAGCCAUUAUCAAUGCAGAAGGCAGCCAAGUCAAUGCAGAGGAGAAAAAAGAGUAUUUCAUUUAGAUGCAGAGCUAAAAUCUUGGAGUUUUACUUAUCAGGCUGACUGCUGGAGAAAACUGGCUAUCAUUUCUCAGAAUUCAUUUCUGCCAUCUUCUGCUAUCUUUAUUAACUCACAUACCUGCUAUCAGUAGCCAGUUUAUGCCAACAAUCAGCUGUUGACAUCAUCAUUCUAUAAUUACAGUAUCAUGCGUAAAGCAGGACAUUUCUUAUUGCCUAAAAUUCAUAUCCACUGCUCUCUUAACAUACAGUGCUUGAAUAUACAGCCUUAACAAUGUUAAUCAUCAUCUUAACCCAAGUUUUCUACAUUUCUAAAUGUUAUGCAGCUUUCUUCUUUUUUGGUUUUCUUUUAUCAUGUCCCUACUAGUGUGUCAUAGAACAACAUUCAUAACAAGUACUAUUAGGUAAGGACCUAAUUUACUUACAUAAAAUGUUAAGUCUAAGAUUAGAGGUUUACAAAGAAUGUUUUAUACAUGUCUGUCUAUAAUUCAAAAAGCAACUUGUUUUUGAAACAUGCCCCAGGAAACACAAAAUGAAAUCUUUUUAGUAUAGUUUCUUGUAUGCUUGGAUUUGGUGGAAAAAAACUAUCACUCCACUCAAUUUUUUGUUUUGUUUUGCUUUGUUUUGUUAUGUUUUAAAUGGUACCUUGACAACAGUGCCAUGUUUCAGUUGUAAAAACAUGCUGAAUAACCAUACAGAUUCUGCAAAGUUAGAUAAUAGUGCUUCAUUUGAAACAAAUUUGUCCUGCCCUUUUACUGCUUUUUGGGAUCCCCAAAAAAGUUUUUGGGAACUUUCUGAGUAAUUUCUGUUUUUAUAAUUUAUUUGCUUCACAUGAACUCACCUGCCUACUCAAAUUUGAAGUGUUCAUGGGGCACAACUGCAAGGCAUUUUAGUAUCUGUAUAUAGUGCAUAUAAUAAAUUCAAUUAAACAUUAUUUGAUACAUAUUUAACUUUUUCGGCAGUAGCUAAGUCAGUCACAAGUAAGCAUUUUCUAAUGUCCAUUAUAUCCCUUUAGAUAUGACUCAAAUCAAUAUUCUGGGUAGAUAACAUGUAUUAGUAUUUUUUUGUCUGUAUGUCCUAGCACUGUUCAGCAGCAAACUUUUCUAGUUCUUGUUAAUUUUUGCUUUGUUAUACAAUGGAAGCACAAUGUUAUAUGGAAAGGUAGUUUUAAGCUAACAACCAGUGCACAGCCUCAGGUUUUAAAUUACAACCACAUUUGAUUACUAUCCUUAAAAAAUACUAUUGAGUUGCUAAAAUUCUCAAUUUUUAAUUUGGCAGUUCCAGAGCUGCUUCUCUAUGUUGGUUUGCCAAAAAAAAGAAAAAAAAAAAAAGAAAAAAAUAGAAGUGUUAAAACAAAAGAUAUAUGUUUGUGUAUACAGUAAAUGGACUAAUUCUUUAUAUUAAAUUCCUGUCUAUGCAUUUUGUGAGGUACAAACUUAUGUCACCGUGAAUGAUAGAGAAUUCCUGCCAUGCUUUUAGCUCCACAGUGAAAGUCUCUGUUUGGAUUAUUUCUGAAAUUUUUUGUGUAAUUGACAGCUGAAAUAUCACAUGCUCUUAAAUAUGACAACAAAACACUGUAAGCCCAUCGGCUUAUUUCCUCUUCCAAUGAAAUAAAAAGGUUGCCAUAACAGCUCUUGGAAAUGAUUCUACACUGGAGAACGCAAGUUAGUCUAGCCGGAGCUUGUCUUGCUCCUAAGUUUUGCACCUUUGACAAAAGAGUAUUUCUCUCUGGUUGCUGUACUUGUGAAGCCUAAAAGCAUGAUGGUCUGCCGUAAAGGACUUUCUCCUGGGAUUUUAUUUUUGUGUGGGGAAGGGAGAGUUUGGAAUAUGACAUCAUGUAGUAUGGUAAAAUGGAAGAUAAAGGUGCUGUGUCAGAUUAUUUAUCAGAAGAGUAUAAACCUUUUAAGGACAAUAUUAGAGUAUUUUAAUUGUUUUUGUUGAAACAUUUAUCUUGUUAAUUUCUAAGAAAAAAGGGUGACGUCAAUCAAAGCAGCACUUUUUUUCAAAAUAUACAGACAUAAAUAAUAUGAUGUGGUUGAGUGUUAACAUAAUAAAUCAUAUACAGUAUGACAUUUUAAAGAAA